Cyclocybe aegerita is the source of this 1749-nucleotide messenger RNA. NCBI's taxonomy places the organism in Eukaryota, Fungi, Basidiomycota, Agaricomycetes, Agaricales, Hemipholiotaceae. The record is from the annotation of a GenBank genome assembly.
AUGAAUCCCAUCUCUUCCUUGGACACCCAGCCCACCCGCCCAACCAGCACAUCUAUCCACAGAGAGCACUGCGCCCAGUGUUCAUCCCUCUGCAAAUUGGACGGUGAAAUCCUCGAAGCCCAAUCAACGGUCGAUCGAUUAGAGUUUGAGGUCUGCGAAAACAAAUCACGCCUUGAACGAUUACUCGGCGAGCGCAAGGCGAUGAAGGCGAAGCUGAAUGCAGUACAUGACAGGCUCACAAGGAAGCUCCCUCUGGAGUUGAUAGCCAGGAUCUUCAGAUUCUGUAUGCCAGACGAUGAUGGCAGCAUCUCUCCUCGAAAUUCCAAGAAGAAGGGCAAGAACAAAGUCACACUUCCUCCCAUGCCUUUACUUUUAGGAUCUAUCAGCAAAAUGUGGCAGGACAUUGCAUGGUCGAUACCGCACCUCUGGACCUGCAUGACCGUAUAUCUCAGAUCAACCUACGAUCCUUGCCAGCUAGAUGCAGCGAGCGCAUGGCUCGCACGCUCGAAGGUGCUCCCUCUAUCGGUGCACAUCAAGACUGUUGCGUCUCGAAAGGGAUCAAAGGGUCCUGACCCUAUCAUCGAACUCAUAAAUCAACACUCCUCGCGCUGGAGAAAGUUAACUCUCGCCGAAGUCACUGCAUCAUUGGUUUCCCAAGUCCGGGGCGACGGCACAGGAGCUCCUGCUUUACAAACCCUGUACAUCGCGACAGUGACGACGUCCUCUCGAAGAGUCCCCCAACAGUUCGUCCUCGACAACGUGCUUCCCUCGCCGGCCAAAAUCGACGUGCGUGGAUUCUCGUUCAGCGCCACGAAGAUCAACUGGGCGAACGCUACGCACAUCCGGCUCGGAGGGUUGUGUGUCGCAGAAUGCGUCACACUAUUCCGAACAGCUCGGGGGAUGGUUGAAUGCCAGCUGGAGGAGGCCUUGUCACAGAACGAAAUUGCACACCCAAACCAAAUCCCCGAUGAACCCAUCGUCCACCACCUACUCUCGCUCAACGUCGCCAGCGGCAGCGUGGAUCUUUUGUCCAGGUUCCUCUAUCUCCCUUCUCUCACCACACUGUCAUAUAAGCAUACUGGAACGGACGACAUCGAGGACGACAUCGAGGCCGUGCGCCUUUCCCUCGACCGCUGGGGGUGUCAUCUCACCGUGCUCUGCUUGGAGGGGAUCAGGAUAAGGCAAGCGGAUCUCAUCCAGCUCUUGGGGAAGCCACCCUUCCCCCUCCUCGAAUCGCUCUCCCUCGUUCGGUUUACUGUGGAUCACCACUUUCUCGGCCUCCUGCACCCAAAAUCGCAGUGCGUCGCAGCACAGCAUGUACAAAGCAGCAGCAGCAGCAGCAGCAGCAGCGACAGCGAAAACCAUUUUCUCCCUCGCCUUCGUUCGCUGUCAUUCCACGUAUCAAGCGAUUGCACUAAUUUCUCCUGGAAGGCCGUACUCUCCCUCUUCCCUAUACAUAGACCAACGAGACUCGGAGAGUCAGAGUCAGAGAGGGAGGAUGGGCAUGUUGCUCCCCGGCGCCGGCUGCCAACCUUGCAGCAUCUAGGGAUUACCUUGGACUCAGGGCGUGCAGCUAGGAUAGUUCGUGGCUAUAGCAGCGAUCUCCUCAGAAUUGCGGAUAGCGGUCAAGCUGACCUCUCGCUCACAGUGCCUGAAGGUAACCGGGACCUUAUCAAGGAGUUCAAGGAGGCCCAAAGCGCAAGCAGCGCGAGGAAGCCUAAAUAUUCUUCUUUGGUUGGUCUCAUCUAA